This is a messenger RNA of Oreochromis niloticus (Nile tilapia), 2393 nucleotides long. RefSeq names its product glutathione hydrolase 5 proenzyme. Gene Ontology annotation, biological process: inflammatory response; leukotriene D4 biosynthetic process; glutathione catabolic process. Lineage: Eukaryota; Metazoa; Chordata; Actinopteri; Cichliformes; Cichlidae. Bases 230 to 1546 code for a protein of 438 amino acids. Gene Ontology annotation, cellular component: plasma membrane. Gene Ontology annotation, molecular function: glutathione gamma-glutamate hydrolase; leukotriene-C(4) hydrolase activity. The transcript has 11 exons. The record is from RefSeq and is a predicted model, not a curated record.
AACCAAAAUGUAACGUGAUCAGUUCCUGUCAGGGGAAAUCGUGCCUUUUAGGGACGUAACGAUCUGUAAGUGACCGGAAAGGAAGCCACAGAUUUUAGAUGUGUGUAUGCACAGGGAACAUUUUGAAUGCGAUGCUAGAUUUGUGAAGCUGAAAUUUAAAAAUUAAGCGUUAGUAUUUGUUCAGGCAUUGAGACACGCCUUUGUUUUGAAUCUCAGAGAAGAAAGAGCCAUGGCGAAGCUUAAGUACAUGAUACCGAUCAUCACAUUGCUCUGCGUGCUUGUUAUAAUUUUGUGUGUUGUACUUUUGAGGCCCGAGUGCCUGAAAGCUGCAGUGGCCGCAGACUCUCUCAAAUGUUCAGAGAUUGGACGAACAAGCACUUCACCUUCUGCUUUGCCAGACAGGGACAUUCUUCAGAAAGGCGGCUCUGCAGUAGAUGCUGCCAUUGCUGCGCUGCUGUGCACCUCCAUCAUUAACCCACAGAGUGCGGGCAUCGGAGGCGGGGUCAUAUUCACUGUGAUGGACAGCUCUGGUAAAGUGAAAAUUAUCAACUCCAGAGAGACUGUCCCCACAACCACAAGCCCUGACCUGCCUCAGACAUGUCCCAAGGACUAUAGCUGGAAAGAAGAUAGCAGAUGGAUUGGGGUUCCUGGGGAAAUUCGAGGUUAUGAAGCAGCACACAGGCUUUAUGGGAAGUUGCCGUGGGCUGAACUCUUUCAGCCGACCAUCAAACUGGCCAGAGAAGGGUUUCCUAUUCCUUAUGUCCAAGGUCUAUACAUCCCACGCACUGCUAAUACGUCACUACGGGAGUUAUAUUUAGAUAAAAAUGGGAACAUACUUAAGACUGGUGAUAUUGUGAAAUUUGAGAAACUGGCUGACACUUUGGAGACGAUCGCAAACGAGGGACCAGAUGUGUUUUACAACGGAACAAUAGCAAAGAAUUUAAUCAGUGACAUACAGAAAGCAGGAGCAAACCUCACACUGGAGGACUUGGCAUCAUGUAAAGCUAAUGUGACUGAUGCGUGGAAUAUUUCUUUAGGAGAUUAUAAGAUGUACUUCCCUCCACCCCCUGCAGGAGGAGCCAUCCUCAGCCUCAUCCUCAACAUCAUGAAAGGAUAUAAAAUGAACUCAGAACCUAAGAUGACCAAUGAAAAGAUAUUAUUUUAUCACCGUUAUAUUGAAGCUUUAAAAUUUGCCAAUGGAUUAAAGAAACAUAUCAGAGAUCCAGAGUUCAACUCAGAAGAAUUCAAACAGAUGACCGAGAAAUUCACAGAGGAUAGCUUUGCCAACCACAUACGCAGCUUGAUCACUAACAAGACUCAUGAGCGCCAGUAUCACAGCAUCACUCCGUAUCUGGAGAGCAUGGGUACCGCACAUGUGUCUGUGCUGGCUGAGGAUGGAUCCGCUGUGUCUGCCACCAGCACCAUCAACCACAUAUUUGGCUCCAGAGUCUUUUCUCCAAGCACUGGAGUCAUCCUCAACAACGAGGUGUAUGACUUCUGUCAUAAAAUUGAUAGCAUCUCUCCUGGAUCCAGCACUGAUUCCUGACGCCGUGGGAAGCCAGCACCGAAGUCUGUGCACAGCCCUCUUAGACGAGGCCGAAAGACCUGGGAUGCUAAAAUUCGGGUCCAGGCCGGUGUUUUUAGUCUGGUCCACGGCGGUGGGAUUCAGUCUGGCGAUCCGAACCACCAGUGAGACGUCUGAGGGUGAGAGAAACACUAUUUUGGUUAGGAAUCGCCGUAAUGAACCGAAUAACAAACAAAAUAGAAAAAUAAAAUAGGUUAGGAUUCGCCAAAAUGAACCGAAUUAGAUUUAGGUUUUAGAAGUAGCCGUAAUUACUUCAUAACAAAUUGUAAAGGCGCGCAAAUGUCUAUGUGUGUAUGUGUCUAGAAGUAAGUUGUUUUUACAGCACAAUACGCUGCUGAACUACUUCUAUUUUAUUUUGUUGUUUGCUUGAGGCUCACGUACUGGUGACAGAGGAGAAUGGUUGAGUUUCGUCUCAUAAAACUGAUACCACUUGACCUUUAGGGUCAAGUCGAAGGCCGUAUCAGUAAACCACUCUGAAGUCAAGCGUGUCAGUGAAGGCCCAGCAAAAUCUUUAAAAAUGGGGAAUAAACAAGCAAAAUUAACACCUGAUGAGGGAUGGUUAGAAAAACAACAAACCGGAGCAGGAGUAAUCCAAAAGAAGGGGAGAGGAAUGGAGAGGACGACAGGCAAAAAAGAGUAAAAGCAUUAACAAACAAAGAAGACAGUGACUCAGAACAGGAUAGCAGCUCAGGUGAAGAGAAUAGUUCAGAUCAGGAAGAACAUAAUAAUCCCUCACCAAGUGAAAAAUUCAAGAUCAAAGUAGAAGUUUAAAAAGGGCUGGAAACAGACCCGACUGAAUACAUAUAGA